AUGCUACACCAGCUCGCCGGCGAGGCAGAGGGGCCACGUCAAGCCAGGAACGACACCGCACCGUCAGCUAUGGGAGGUAUUUAUUGCUCCAUAUCUCGGCCCACAUGCAUGCACCGCCUCUCUCAGUUUCAUUCUCCAUCAACGGGUAAAUUCAGAGUUAAUCCGCCGCCUCCGAUUCGCCGGAAAAAGCCCAUCAAGCUCCCCCACAUCCUCUCGGACUCUAGCUUCUCAUCCUCCCCACCGCCCAACCACCGCGAUUUCACCUACGACGCCAGAGCCAAUUCAACCUACUCGAGCACGCCUUCCCAGGCCUCCUCCGUCUGGAACUGGGACAACUUCUACCCUCCACCAUCCCCUCCAAAUUCCGAACAUUUCCAACAGCUCCAGAACAAGAAAAACCCUAAGCCCCAAAUCGAUUUCAACAACUCCGACUCAGAUGUCGACGAUGCCUACUCCGAUAACGAUGAUAAAGCUUCGACCUUCACAUCUUAUUCAAACCCCCACAAACAGACAAAUCAAUAUGAAACCCCUUUCAGCAGCAAUCACGGCAAGGACCCCCUAGACGACCGCGCGUCUAAUUACUCAUCUUUUUCCCGCUAUUCGGACAAUAGCUACGCAAGAAAAGAACCGGUUGUGAAGAAAGGCUCGAACUUGAAAAGAUGGGAAAAUGCGGAGGAGGAGACUGAGAGAGAAGAAGUUCAGUGCAGUGAGUGGGGGGACCACGACCGCUACAGCAGCACAAGUAGCUCGUCUGGUGAAGAGGAGAGAGAGGAUUUAAAGUCAAGAUCUGAUUUUGUGGGCCGUUCGGAUUUUGGGUCGGUGAAAAACGAGGGCAGUUAUGUGAAGCCCGCUAGUGUGGGGAGCGUUAAGAAUGCGGAUGUGAAUUCCAAGUUUUCGAGCAAGCUGGAAAAGCUGUCGUCUUUGGAUGAUGACGGCAAGUCUUCAGUUAGUUGGGGGGAUGUGAAUGAUCAGAAGGCGAAUUCUGACCGUAGGAUUGUAGUGAGGCACAAGGAUCUGGCGGAAAUCGUGGCGGCUAUAAGGGAGUAUUUCGAUAAGGCGGCAUCUGCUGGGGACCAGGUCUCGGAGAUGCUCGAGACGGGCCGGGCCCAGCUCGACCGAAGCUUCAAGCAGCUGAGGAAGACUGUUUAUCAUUCUAGUGGAAUGUUGAGCAACUUGAGCUCCAGCUGGACCUCAAAGCCUCCUCUGGCUGUUAAAUAUCGGUUUGAGCCGAGUUCAAUCGAGCAACCGGGUGGUCCGAAGAGCCUCUGCUCCACUUUGGAACGUCUCUUGGCGUGGGAAAAGAAGCUAUAUCAAGAAGUGAAGGCAAGAGAGGGAGUGAAAAUCGAGCACGAAAAAAAACUGUCUUCGCUCCAAAGCCAGGAAUAUAAGGGGGAAGAUGAGGCCAAGCUGGACAAGACAAAGGCGGCAAUAAAGAGGCUUCAAUCUCUAAUUGUGGUGACUUCUCAAGCUGUUUCGACUACUUCCUCUGCUAUUAUCGGCCUCAGAGACUCUGACUUGGUCCCACAACUUGUCGAGCUUUGUCAUGGGUUCAUGUACAUGUGGCGAUCGAUGAACCAAUUCCACCAAGUCCAGAACGACGUGGUCCAGCAGGUUCGUGGGCUGGUCCAACAGGCGAACAAGGCCCAAUCCACUUCCGACCUUCACCGGCAAGCCACACGCGACCUCGAAUCCGCCGUCGCCACCUGGCACUCCGCAUUCUGCCGCAUUGUCAAAUUCCAGCGCGAUUUUAUCUGCUCCCUCCACGCCUGGUUCAAACUCACUCUCAUCCCCAUCAAUAAUGAACACCAACAAAACAACAACAACAACAAUAAAGACCCGAUUUCGAACUCAUUCGCCUUUUGUGAUGAAUGGAAACUCGCCCUCGACCGAGUCCCAGACACAGUAGCCUCUGAAGCCAUCAAGAGCUUCAUCAAUGUUGUUCACUCCAUCUCGUUAAAGCAAACAGAGGAGAUUAAAAUCAAGAAAAGGACAGAAAGUUCAUCCAAGGAGCUCGAGAAAAAGGCAUCGUCUUUGAGGAGUAUAGAGAAGAAGUAUUAUCAUUCUUAUUCUAUGGUGGGGAUUGGGCUUCCGGAUAAUGGGCCCGAUGGCGGGGCAGGCCUGGAUGCUCGCGACCCGCUAGUGGAUAAGAAGGCUGAGCUGGCAGCGUGCCAGAGGCGGGUGGAGGAUGAGAUGCAGAGGCACUCCAAGGCGGUGGAAGUGACUCGGGCCAUGACGCUGAAUAACAUUCAAACCGGCCUGCCGGGGGUUUUCCAGGCCAUGACGAGCUUCUCGGGCUUGAUGAACGAGGCGCUUGAGACGGUUUGUAAUCGGGCGUAUGAUAUUUAA
Molecule: messenger RNA, 2346 nt
Organism: Striga hermonthica
Lineage: Eukaryota; Viridiplantae; Streptophyta; Magnoliopsida; Lamiales; Orobanchaceae
Source: the annotation of a GenBank genome assembly